UCAAGAAGUCUGAAGUUGGUCUUUCUGUAGGACUUUGUUGUCCCUGCCUCCCUGUGGUGCUGUAGGCAGCAGAGGACCAUCUUUCCAAAUGGGUUAACUGCUAAAGACUGAUGUUACCUGAGGAGGAAGCCCAGAGAAGGAAGAAGAGGAAAGCAAAGGAGCCUGUGAUGGCUCUUGCUCAGGGGCAGUUGACAUUAAGGGAUGUGGCUGUAGAGUUCUCUGAGGAGGAGUGGGAAUGCCUGGACCCUGCUCAGAGGACUUUGUUCAGGGACGUGAUGUUGGAGAACUACAGGAACCUGGUCUCCCUGGGAAUCUCUCCUUUUGACCUGAGUGUUGUCUCCAUGUUGGAGCAAGGUAGAGAGCCUUGGACUGUGGAUGGCCAUGGGAAAAUAUCAAGAAACCCCAAUGGGUGGGAGUGUGUCAAAGGCAUGAACACAGAUAUCUCUCCUAAAUGUGUCAAGGAAUUUCCACUGAAAGAGAACAAUAUUACAGGAGAAAUAUCCCAAGCAGUGAUGUUAGAAACACAUGAAAACCAUGACAUUGAAAAAUUUUGCUUCAGGGAAAUCCAGCAAAAUAUACAUGACUUUGAGUAUCAUUGGAGAGAUAAUGAAAGACCUUACACAGAAUUUUGUUUGACCCAAAAGGAAAAUCUCGCAGGUAGAAGGGAUACAAGAAAAAAGCAUAUUAAAAAUUGGCUUGGAUUAAAUUUUCAGUCACAUGUGCCGGAACUGCAGCUAUUUCAAAAUGAAGGGAGCAUUUAUGAAUGGAAUUAUUUUGAGGAGUCUAUCAAUGAUGGUUCCUUAGCUUCACCCCACCAAAGAAUUCCUUCCAGUGUCAAAACAAAUAUUUCUCAUAAAUAUGAAAAUGAUUUUAUAGAUUCUUUGAUAUUCACACAAGGACAGGAAACACAUAUUAUUACAGAACCUUACAAAUGGAAUGAGCCUGGCAAAGCCUUUAAUCAUGACUCACCCUUUACUGUGCGUCAGAUAAUCCAUACUGGAGAGAAACGAUUUGUAUGUGAUAUAUGUGGCAAGAUCUUUAAUCAGAAAUCAAACCUUACAAGUCAUCAGAGAAUUCAUACUGGAGAGAAGCCAUACAAAUGUGAUGAAUGUGGUAAGUUGUUUAGUCAUAUUUCACAUCUUGUACAACAUCGGAGAAUUCACACUGGAGAGAAGCCUUUCAAAUGUUAUGAGUGUGGCAAAGACUUCAGUCACAAGUCAUAUCUAGCAAAUCAUCAGAGAAUCCAUACUGGAGAGAAACCUUAUAAGUGCAACGAAUGUGGCAAGUUCUUCAAUCAAAUUUCACACCUUGCAAGUCAUCGCAGAAUUCACACUGGAGAGAAGCCGUACAAGUGUGAUGAAUGUGGAAAGGUAUUCCAUCAAAUUUCACACCUUGCACAACAUCGAACUAUUCACACUGGAGAGAAACCUUUCAAAUGUGAUGAAUGUGGCAAAGUCUUCAGUCGCAAUUCAUACCUUGCACAACAUUUGAUAAUUCAUACUGGAGAGAAACCUUACAAAUGUGAGCAAUGUAGCAAAGUCUUCAGUCACAUUUCACACCUUGCACAACAUCGGAGAAUUCACACUGGAGAGAAACCUUUCAAAUGUAAUGAGUGUGGCAGUGUUUUCAGUCAUAAAUCAUCUCUGGCAAAUCAUCAAAGAAUCCAUACUGGAGAGAAGCCUUACAAAUGUAAUGAAUGUGGCAAAGUGUUCAGUCGUAAUUCAUACCUUGCCGAACAUCUGCUCAUUCACACUGGUGAGAAACCUUACAAAUGUAAUGAGUGUGGAAAGGUCUUCAGUCGCAAUUCACACCUGGCAUGUCAUCGUAGAAUUCAUACUGGAGAGAAACCUUACAAGUGUAAUGAGUGUGGAAAAGUCUUUAGUCAAAAUUCAUACCUCUCAUGUCAUCGAAGAAUUCAUACUGGAGAGAAACCUUACAAAUGUAAUGAGUGUGGCAAAGUCUUCAGUCUAAACUCUUCCCUCGCACAUCACCGGAGGAUUCAUACUGGAGUGAAAUCUUAGAAGUAUCUUCAGUCAAAACUGACACCUUGCACAUCACAGCAUUUAUGAUGGACAGAAACCUACAAAUGUAAUGAGUGUGGUGAAGCUGUUAGGAUGCAUUUAAGCCUAACUGAACAUGCAAUCUGCACUCUCCUUUGCAUUAUCACUGAAGGUGACAGUUGCACAUCAUUAGAGAUUUCAUCCUGGAAUGAUCGUGUACAAUGGAUGAGGCAAAACCUUCUGUCUGUGCCCAAGCCUUGUAAGAUCAUUGGAGAAUUCCUGCUGGAGAGAUACUUUCCAUUUGUAAUGGAGGAGACCACCCUUUAGUUUUUCUUUGAAACUUACUAACUAUAAGUUAAUCCAUAGGGGAGAGAAAUCUUAACAGUUUGAAUGUAACAUGGCCUUGAGGUGAAAUUGACAUUAGGAUUCACCAAAGAAUUCAUGCUGGAGGGCUGAACA
Molecule: messenger RNA, 2459 nt
Organism: Castor canadensis (American beaver)
Lineage: Eukaryota; Metazoa; Chordata; Mammalia; Rodentia; Castoridae
Source: RefSeq, a predicted model, not a curated record